Molecule: messenger RNA, 997 nt
Organism: Rhizophagus irregularis DAOM 181602=DAOM 197198
Lineage: Eukaryota; Fungi; Glomeromycota; Glomeromycetes; Glomerales; Glomeraceae
Product: ADP-ribosylation factor Arf Arf6
Biological process (GO): intracellular protein transport; vesicle-mediated transport
Cellular component (GO): cytoplasm
Molecular function (GO): GTPase activity; GTP binding
Source: RefSeq, a predicted model, not a curated record
UACACUGUAUUUUUUUCAUAAAAUAAAGUAUUACUAAAUGUUAAAAAAAAAAAAAACUUUAAACCCUACUUUUCUUUCUGGUGCUCUAUUAUAUUUGUGGUCUUUCUAAUACACCACCACCACCAGUUACUAAUUGACGAUAAAAAAUAUUUCCGCGUUAUAUUCACCCUAUAUACCAUCUUUUACAUUCUUUCUCUCCUCUCGACUUAUCUUCUUCGCGGAAAUCAUAGAGUACAACCGUUUCGACUAAUCCAACCAAAUUCCUCACGAUAUAUACAUAAUGGGCGGGUCAGUUUCAAAAGCCUUGGGCAGGAUCUUUGGUAAUAAAGAAAUGCGCAUUUUGAUGCUUGGUUUAGAUGCUGCCGGCAAAACAACAAUUCUUUAUAAAUUAAAACUUAAUCAAUCCGUGACGACAAUCCCUACCGUAGGUUUCAACGUAGAAACUGUGACAUACAAGAAUGUCAAAUUCAACGUUUGGGACGUUGGUGGGCAAGACAAGAUUCGUCCAUUGUGGCGCCACUAUUACACUGGCACUCAAGGACUCGUAUUUGUGGUGGACUCUCAGGAUCGCGAUCGAAUUGAUGAAGCACGUCAAGAAUUACAUAAAAUUAUUUCGGAUCGUGAAAUGCGUGACUGUUUAUUAUUAGUAUUUGCUAAUAAACAGGAUUUACAAGGAGCGAUGUCUCCCGCUGAGGUAACGGAGAAACUUGGUUUACAUCGUAUGAAAGAACGAUCUUGGUAUGUUCAUCCUUCUUGUGCUACCACUGGAGAGGGUUUAUUUGAAGGAUUGAAUUGGUUAAGUCAAAAUGUCAAAACGAAAUAAAAGAUUCUUUCAAUUGUAAGGUUGUAAGGUUUAUUCUUUUUGUUCGAAUAUAUAGAUUAAAGAUAUUGGCUGGACCUCACAUACGAGUUUGAAUAUUUAUUAUUUUUAUUAUUAUUUUCCUUCAAUAAAUAAUAAAAUAAAUUGUAACAGUAUAAACGAUUGAUGUUAUUUCGC